AUGAUUUACUACAGGCUUGAUGAAAAUGGAAAGAAGAUUUAUACGCUGAGUCAGGAGAAUACAACCGUGGCAGUUCCAGCAAAGUUCAGUGUUGAGGACAAGAACAGUGUGUACAGAAUAAAGAUCAAAAGGAGGUUUGGGAUACCACCAUUUGACGAAUGA
Molecule: messenger RNA, 162 nt
Organism: Enterospora canceri
Lineage: Eukaryota; Fungi; Microsporidia; Enterocytozoonidae
Source: the annotation of a GenBank genome assembly